Messenger RNA from Hordeum vulgare subsp. vulgare (domesticated barley), 695 nucleotides. RefSeq lists its product as uncharacterized. NCBI's taxonomy places the organism in Eukaryota, Viridiplantae, Streptophyta, Magnoliopsida, Poales, Poaceae. The record is from RefSeq and is a predicted model, not a curated record. The coding region runs from base 1 to 519 and encodes 172 amino acids. The transcript is spliced from 2 exons.
AUGCCAGAGCUGGUGUGCGCGCGCUUCCUGCCGUGGAUGGAUGUAGGGCUCGUGGUCAGCAUAUGCCUGGGGGGAGCGUUCGUCGGAUGCCAGUUCAGCGGCUCCGUCGCCGACGGAAUCGUCCGGCGCCGCGCUUUUCAGCUCAGCGCGCUGCCCAUGAUCAUGGGAGCCGCCUUAAGCUGCCCCUGGUUCAAUUCCUCCCAAGAGCGGAUCUACGCCAAAGGGCAACUUUUCUUGCUCACGCGGAUAACGACCACUGGCUGCUCCACAAUAACGACAAGCACGACGGCUUUGACGAAGUUGUCCGCCGCCGACACCGAAGAGCAAGCCCGCCUUCUCCAGACUUGCAUGACGGGAGGGGAGGGGGCGGCCACUGCCUCCUUCACACACCAAGCCGCCAACACCGAAGAGCAAGCCCGCCUUCUCCAGAGUUUGCGAAGAAGCUUUACGUUCAGGGCAUCGUUGUUUGCAGAGAGUGGUGGACACUACUUUGAUCCUUUGACAUAUAGUUCUUCAUAAUGUGAUAGUGUAUAGGCCUUCUUCCUGGGGACCUACUUCUCAACUACUGCACUCCUUGGCUGCUACCGAACAAAAAAUUUACAAAUCUGUCUACAUGUUUUGUUUCUAUAUAUUUACAAAUAUCCUAUCAAUCCAUUUUUAAAAUGGAUGGGCGCGGCAACGCGCGCCUUUCAUGA